UUUAAAUUAGGAUGUCGAAGAGGAUGAUCAAUGAAACCAGGAGGCUUCCUCAGGGUAAUACUAGAUCCAAAGUUAGAGCUGGAAUGACAAAUCAAUACAGAGGUGGAGUUACCAGAAAAGGAGGAGUUACCAGUUAUCCAACCAAUGGUUCAAGAACUGCUGGAAGAGAGCAAUUAGGAUUUGUGAAACUUGAAAACGGGAAAGAGAUAAAUGUGCAUCCAGACUCCUUAAUUAAAAGAAGAGGAACUGGAAAUACUAUUAAAGCUGAACCAGACCAGCCAGAGACCAUGGCAGAUCACACCCAUACCUACAAAGACGAAUCUGAGUCAGUCCCAUUCGGGAAGGAAGAAUCUAAGCAGCCCACUGAGAGCAGGAUCAGAUCUGGCAUUGAAUCAGGAACAGGAAUGCAAACCUCCCAGUCGAUGCUCAGCUCAAUGCUUGAAGGAUCUGAAGACGAGGAAAAUAGGAAGCAAGAAAAUAUGAAGAAGGAGAAAAUGAAGAAGAAAGGACUGUCUGAAGCUGAAAAGAAUGCUCUUGUUGAUAUCGAACUCACUGAAACAGAGACAAUGACUCUCCUGUUCAUUCCAGGCAUUGUCUGCAGUGAUCAAGAUGAAGAAAGCUUGAAAGCAACUAAGGACUAUAAGGAAUUACUCAAGUUUAAAGUUGGAGCAGAUUCCUAUAAUAACACAGGAUCGCAGACGCUUAAUCUCAACCAAAAAGUUAAGGACGAGACUUGUGAAGAAAUGGUUAAGAUGAGAAUCGAGAAUGAGCAAGUCAACAACUACGAGAUAGAAGAAGAAAUCAGAAAAGAAGUCGAGGAUAAAGGUGCAGAAUUUGCAAGAAUUUAUGAAAAGAGCAUCGAUGAUAUCAUGAAUGAUAGACUUGACGAAGCUAAAGGACUUAUUGAUUCCGAAGAACUUGUCUCACAUAUUAGUAUUUACUCUCAGAUGAAUAAUACUACGUCUCAACCUACUGGAGGAAGAUCAGUGAAAGGCAAGCAAAAGACUAAAUCUAAAGCAGGAACUACAAGUCAAGGAAAAUCCUCAAAAAACAGAGUCAGCGGGAAGGAAGGGGAAGGAACUACUAAAAGUAUUGUCCGUGAAUCUGACACUAAAUCUGGGUUAUCAGAUAAGCUUUCAUCAAGCUCUGCUACUCAAAAUUACACUGCAAUCCAGAGUAAGACUUCUGGCUUCCCUGAUAGUUUGAUGCCUUCAAAGAUGGAAUUCAUUGAGGAUGAUGCAAUGUUGCAAUCAAGCUCAAUGCUAAAAGCAAUAAAGAUCGUUGAAAGAUUGUUGACCCAGACUAAGUACCACAAAGAGCAUGUCCUCUAUACAGAUUAUCCACAAGUUGAACUCCCUAAAAUGGAUGAGAAGAAGAAUGACCAAGAUGAAAAUUCAGGAGGAAUCACUUCUUUCGGUCUAGGAGCUGUUCAGAAUGUUGAUUCGAAUUCUAACAAAUCUGAUUCAAACUCAGAUUCAGAUUACAAAGAUGAAAAAGAUCCUAUCAGGCUCAAACCAUUGUUUACAUUUGAGUGUGAUUUCACUAAGGAUAUGAAUAUCACAUGCAUGGAUUUCAAUAAAGCUAAUCCAGAUUUACUCGCUGUAGCAUAUGGAGAAUAUGACAUGAACAAAAUUGAGAAGAAAAAUAAAGGGCUCGUUGCUUUUUGGACAUUGAAAAAUCCGAAUUUCCCAGAGAAAAUGAUUAAGACUGAAAACUCUGUAACCGCAUUGGCAUUCUCUACUGCCAGCCCUAAUCUAAUUGCUGUUGGAGAUUCAGCUGGAGGUAUCUUAAUCUAUGAUUGCCAAAAUGAGGAAGAAGAUAUACUUCCAGUUGCACAAGCAUCAUCUGGUAAAAAGGCUUCUUCUAAAAAGAAAGAAAGUAGCUUUGAUAAACUGACCGUUCCGAUAGCUGAAUCAAGAGAGAUAGACGAGAAGCACACCGAUAUUAUUUGGGAAAUCAAAUGGGUCCAGAAACCAUCUAAAGGAGAAGUUCUUGUCUCCGUUUCAGGAGAUGGAAGAGUCAUAGAGUGGUCUAUAAAGAAAGGUCUUGAAUAUAAUGAUCUCAUGCAGCUUAAGAGACAAGCAACUUCUGUACAGAAAGAGGCAAAUGUUGCUCCAGCUGGUAUCGAUGACGAAAGAAAGCCAGGAAUGACCUUUAUCAACACAGGAGGUCUUUCCCUUGAUUUCCCUGCAGGACAGAGUGCCAAUUACUUUGCAGCAACAGAAGAUGGAACUAUUAACAGAUGCUCUGUUAGUUAUUCUGAAAGAAGCCUUGACACAUAUACAGGACACACAGGUCCAGUUUACAAAGUAAGAUGCUCUCCAUUCUGGGCAAAUGAUUGCCAGAUCUUUGCAACUUGUUCUUAUGAUUGGACAGUCAGAAUCUGGAACCAUAAAGAGCCAAUUGGAAAACAAGAGAAACUUAUUUGUAGGCAUCAGUAUCUUCAAGAACAAGUCAAUGACAUAGAAUGGUCUCCAGAUACUUCCUCUGUAUUCGCACUGGUUGCUGAUGACGGAAGAGUCGAAAUUUGGGAUCUUGCGAUAAAUAAUCUCGAGCCUAAACUGACCUAUUUCGAUAAGAUCAACAAGAAGACAAAGAGUAACGUACCAAAGACAUGUGUGAGAUGGAGCAGACAAUCACCAGUCCUUGUUACAGGAAAUGUUCAAGGAGUGGUCCAUGUCUAUAGGACUAAUGGAUUAGACCAUGUUCAAGUCUCUCAUGCUGAUCAAGUUGAGAGACUUCUUGAAUCAAUCAAGAAGGAAGACUAUACUGAUGAAUCGAAGGAUUCGAAGAGAGGUGGUGCUGAUGGUAAAUAAUUAGAGCAAUAAACCCAAUUUCAACAAG
Moneuplotes crassus is the source of this 2844-nucleotide messenger RNA. The record is from the annotation of a GenBank genome assembly. Lineage: Eukaryota; Ciliophora; Spirotrichea; Euplotida; Euplotidae.